CGCGCUAGAACCUAACUCCACGAGACGAUGAACCACAUCGGCCACAGUGCUGGUUAUUGCAUAGGAUAGAACGACGUCCAUUUUGCUGUUGGAAGGCGCUUCUAGUGAAAAAUCUGUAACUGUGUGAUAUCUCUUCAUUGGGUGAAUCAUCUGCAUUUUUAAUAUUCCCUGUCCGCUGCUGGAUACGGUAGUAGUUACAUUGCACACAACAUCUACGUUUACACAAAUACGCCAUGAAUCAGCCCGAGAGAUACGAGCUCAUUGAGCUUAUGGGCCUGCCAAAGGUCACUUACGAGCUUGACACAAAAUCCCCAAACACGGCUAAUAUUACGAUUGAAAAAGAAGAUCACACGCUCGCAAACAUGCUCCGCACUCAACUGCUGUACGAUGAGCGAGUUGUCUUCGCGGGUUACCGUGUCCCCCAUCCUUUAAAUCACAAUUUCAUCCUCCGGGUUCAAACGACGGAGGAGUGUUCACCAAAACAGGCAAUUAUUGAUGCCUCAAAAAGUCUCAUUACCGUUCUUGAACAGCUGAAAGUAAACUUCACUCGAGAAUGGGAGCUGAAAAAGAUUUCCGACGAAGGCGUCGAAAUGGACUUCUCAUAGAAUGUUGCAUGUGUGUGCAACAGUCUCUGCUGAGCAAUUCUGAAGCGAGUUGCGGCCGAUAGCGAUUAUUGUUUACGUACGAAUAUAUAGUCAAUGUGGGAAAAAGAAAAGAAACAUUACAUACGCAAUUGUUUAAAGAAGGAUCCGACAGACGCUACAUAGUAAUUUCGCAAUGUUUCGUAUAUCUUUGGGCUGUUUCAGU
Molecule: messenger RNA, 807 nt
Organism: Schizosaccharomyces japonicus yFS275
Lineage: Eukaryota; Fungi; Ascomycota; Schizosaccharomycetes; Schizosaccharomycetales; Schizosaccharomycetaceae
Product: RNA polymerase II complex subunit Rpb11
Exons: 3
Coding region: 234-605 (123 amino acids)
Biological process (GO): transcription initiation at RNA polymerase II promoter; DNA-templated transcription; transcription by RNA polymerase II
Cellular component (GO): RNA polymerase II, core complex; nucleus
Molecular function (GO): DNA binding; protein dimerization activity; DNA-directed RNA polymerase activity
Source: RefSeq, a predicted model, not a curated record